CUGGGGAGCCCCUGGGGGCCAGUUGGCCGGACGCUUUCCGGGGCUGGAGGUGUGAGAGUGUGCCCCUGGCGGGGGGUGGGGUGCGUGGGGAGGGAGCUGGGGGCUUGGGGACUGAGCUGUCCAGGAGCAGGGGCCCUGAGGAAGGAAGCCCUAAUCCCGAGCCUGUCUCCCGUUCUGUGAGCCUGACAACGCCGCGGGGUCAACCCCAGGACACUAGCUUCUCACUGGGGUUGAGCACCUUUCUUUGCUCCCAAGCCCGGGCCCACGCCUGCUCAAAACCGCUCCACAUCCCUCUUGUAGGGUCAGCUCGGGGGUCACCCCCUAACCCCCAGCUGGCACCGGCCUCCCUCGGCCUUCCCUCCCGCUACAUCCCACUCCUUCUCUGGCUCUCUAUCCCUACCAGAUUUCUCAUUCUCCCCCCAACCCCCGAAAAAAUGUACCACUGAUGGGUGGGCUGAGUGAAAAGGGUGGUGAAGAUGGGAGGCGGAAGUGGUAGCACCUAAAGCAACAGGAAAUGACUUCGGGAAAGUCCCAACCACAGCCCCCCACCUCCUGAUUAUGCCUCUCUUGUAAACACCCCCACCCCCACCUCCUCUUGAGGGCAAGCUGGGGCUGUAGGGAAGGUGAAACGGGGAAGGGUGCUGGGUGCGCAGCCAGCCUCCUGACUAACUUCCCCUUGCAGAGUGCUGAGGGCCGCACUCCCUCCCCCGUGCCCCCAUCCCCGCCUUCACCAUGUUCCAGGAUGCAGGAGCAGCCCAGGCCACCACCUCUCAUGAAGCCAAGAGCAGCCCUAGCGGCAGCACAGUGCAGCGAUCCAAGUCCUUCAGCCUUCGGGCACAGGUGAAGGAGGCUUGUGCAGCAUGCCAAAAAACCGUCUACCCCAUGGAGCGCCUGGUGGCCGACAAACUGGUCUUCCACAACUCCUGCUUCUGCUGCAAGCACUGCCACGCUAAGCUGAGCCUGGGGAGCUACGCGGCGCUCCACGGAGAGUUUUACUGCAAACCCCACUUCCAGCAGCUGUUUAAGAGUAAAGGCAACUAUGACGAGGGCUUUGGCCGAAAGCAGCACAAGGAGCUCUGGACCCACAAGGAAGUGGCCAGCGGCACCAAGACGGCCUGA
Gracilinanus agilis (Agile Gracile Mouse Opossum) is the source of this 1119-nucleotide messenger RNA. RefSeq names its product LIM domain containing 2 (gene LIMD2). The record is from RefSeq and is a predicted model, not a curated record. Gene Ontology annotation, cellular component: actin cytoskeleton; plasma membrane. Bases 733 to 1119 code for a protein of 128 amino acids. Gene Ontology annotation, biological process: actin filament bundle assembly. The transcript has 4 exons. Gene Ontology annotation, molecular function: actin filament binding. NCBI's taxonomy places the organism in Eukaryota, Metazoa, Chordata, Mammalia, Didelphimorphia, Didelphidae.